This is a messenger RNA of Striga asiatica, 414 nucleotides long. Lineage: Eukaryota; Viridiplantae; Streptophyta; Magnoliopsida; Lamiales; Orobanchaceae. The record is from the annotation of a GenBank genome assembly.
UUGUUGGGUCUUGAAUGGUCUUCUUUGCAAGAUAAGGCAAAAUCUCUAAAAGGGUGGUGGGAAGAAGUGUUUAGCAACAGCAUCUUUAUCAAGCUUCAACAAAGGAUUACUCUUUCUGUACUUUGGAGGGCAAAAAAUAAUAGAGUUUUUAAUAAUGAAUCUUUCAAGGAGUUAGAUGUAGUGGCAGGUGCAAGAAGAGACUGGGUGGAACAACAAAACAUCAUUCCAUUUAGAAGGAGAUGGAUCAAAAAAACUGCUGGAAUUGAGAUGGAAAACCAAGAAGAAUCCAUAGCGUUAGCAGCUAGGUGGGCUCUGAGUGUGACUGAAGCAAAAAGAAUGGCAAUGCAAUCUACAAGACGAACAAGUAGUGAUGAAUCUAAACUCUCUAUGCAGUUUUGUGCCUUGUUUGCUACA